AUGCCCUUACCCCAGCUGAUCCAGGCAAUUUUUGAAGAUUCCUGGACUGAUGUAGAACUCCUGAUUGGAGAGGGUUAUGAGGUGAAUUCAAGUGAUGAAGAUGGUCGAACCCCAUUGCAUGCAGCAGCUUUCAUUGGAAAUCCAGAUGUAGUGGAGCACCUUGUUCAAGCUGGAGCACGGGUCAAUGCCAAGGACGAUGAAUGGAUCACCCCACUCCAUCGUGCUUGCUCUGCUGGGAAGCCUGCAAUGGAGAAGCUUCUUGAUCAUGGGGCUGAGGUGAAUGCACGAGAUAGAAUGUGGCAAACACCACUCCAUGUGGCCGCAGCUGCAGGUUCCCGUGACUGCCUGGAAGUCAUCCUUGGUGCCAAAAAUCUCAACAUCAACAUCACUGAUCGAGGAGGACACUCCUGCCUUCAUCUGGCUGCUUAUUUUGGAUGCUAUGAGGUGAUAGAGUUACUGCUGAGCCAAGGUGCAAAUGUGAAUGCAUAUGACAAACGAGAGAGACGAGCUCUUCAUUAUGCUGCAUUCAUGGGUCAUUCUACUAUCAUUUCUCAACUUAUCACAGCUGCUGGUGAUCAUACUGCCAGAGACAAACUGGAAUACACACCACUACAUGCAGCAGCUGCAGGUGGGCAUGCAGAAGCCAUCAAGGUGUUGGUGAAUGAAGGCAGUGAGGUUCAUGCUGUGAAUGUGUUUGGGAAUUCACCUUUGCAUACAGCCUGCCUUAAUGGCCAUGCUGGAGCCUGCUCCACACUAUGCAUUCUUGGAGCAGACUUGGAACUGAGGAACAAAGCUGGACUAACACCACUGCACAUAGCUGCCAGCUCAACAGAUGGGGAAGACUGUGUCCCAAUUCUCAUCAACAGGGGUGCAAAUGUGAAUGCCCAGUGCCUAAAGGGACGUACUCCACUGCAUUGCAGCAUCCUCCAGGGCCGCCACCAGAGAACCCAACUCUUUCUCUUCCAUCCUGCCCUACUGAGGAGGGGAUCCAAGCCAGGGAUGCAGGAUGUCUAUGGACAGACCCCUCUUCACCUGGCUAGUCAUUCUGGUUGCCCUGAGGCUGUCAGGGCUCUCCUUGUUUCUCAUGUGGAUCUUGGUAUCCCUGACAACUGUGGCAGGACUCCUUUGCAUCUGGCUGCUUAUUCUGGGAAUGUCGAAUGUGUGGAGCUGUUAUUAUCAUGGGGUGCUGAUGCAAGCCAGAAAGACAGGAAAGGGAGGUCAGCCUUGCACUAUGCUGCUGCUGCUCGCUCCUUGGAGUCCCUCAAGGCCUUACUUUCCUCUUGCAAAAAUCCUCUGGAAAUCAACCUCCCUGAUGAAGAUGGACUUACCCCACUGCUGUUUGCUGCUGCCAACGACAGCUCCUCCACGUUGGUUCAGGAGCUGAUAUCCAGAGGGGCUGAUGCAAGUGUGAUGACUCAAGGAGGACUAACACCAGUUCAUUUUGCUGCCAUCAGUGGACAUUUGGGGACUUUGAGGGUUUUGCUAGAGAACAAUCAACACUGGAGAAGGUCUUCCUUAUCCCCACUGCUCUUGGCUGUGCGUGAGAGGCAGCUGGGGGCUGUGAGGCUUCUGCUGCAGCAUGGGGUGGACCCAAAUCACUCCCAUACCAUCUUUGAAGCCAUUCUGCAAGACAACAGUGACAUGGUCCGUCUUCUUAUUCACUCUGGGGCUCAACCUCACUUCUCAACACAGAAAUAUGGAUACAGUGGGCUUCAUGCAGCAGCUCGAGUGGGUUCAGUGGAAAUCCUUCAAAUGCUCCUCAACAGUGACUGGGGUCCUCAACCGUUCUGUGUUGACACUAGAGACCAUCUCCAAAGGACUCCUUUGAUGAUUGCCUGUCUGUUUGAGCAUGUGCCAUGUAUUGCAAUGCUGAUUGGCCGAGGUGCAGACCCAAAUGCUUCCAGCAUCAAUGGCCUGACUCCCCUUCUCAUCACGACUUGCCUGGGAUCUGAGGAAGGAAGUGGGAUCCUCCUGCGACAUGCUGCUGACCCAACACAGUUUGGUACGACAAGGAGAGCAACCCCACUGCACAUGUCUGCCCGUCUUGGGGAAUCAUCCUCUCUCACUAUCAUGAUGGACAUUUUGAAGGAGCACCCUCCUUCCCCUGCCCUCAUCCCCCUUCGUGAUUCCUAUGGUUUCACACCUUUGCAUUGGGCAUGCCUUAAAGAUAAUCCAGACUGCUUGGAGGUUCUCUUGAACUAUGAGAUUGAAAGAUGGAAAGCCCAAAGUGCUGAUGAGAAAUGGGAUGCUUCUCCAUCACUUCUUCACCUGGCUAUAGAAGGGAACAGUCCGAGCUGUGCAGAGCUUCUCCUGUCGUAUUCAUUUGGAGGGGAUGUGAACGAGAAAGUGGAACCAGAGAUGAGAACAGCCUUGCAUCUAGCUGCUCUCAAGGGCCAUACUCCAUGUGUCAAACUCCUCCUCUCACAUGAUGCCAAUGUGAAUGCUACAGAUCGAGAGGGGAAGACACCCCUCAUGUUGGCCGCCACUUUUGGCCAUCUUGCCUCAGUCAAAUUGUUGCUGGAGUAUGGAGCUCAUGCAUGGAUUGAUGAUGCUUGGAAGGAAACUGCCUUGCAUGCAGCUUGCAGGGGUCGCCAUUCCCAGGUUGCCCUAGCCAUCCUUCAUAUGGGUUCUGCAACGCCUGAUCUCAUUAAUUUGCAACGGAAAGAUGGGAAAACAGCCUUACACCUGGCUGCAGGAGAAGGAUUGAUCCAGGUCACAGAGGCACUGUUGAUCAUGGGUGGAAGUGUGAAUAUCACUGAUGAACUGGGUUACACACCCCCUUUGUCCUGUGCCUCAUCUCCAGCCAUUGCCCAUUGCCUUGGUCUCAUGCUGUCUCUACUCCCGCUCCAUCUUCACAAUGGAUGCAAGGAAGAUGCAGAGACUCGCAGGAAUGCCUUGGCAAAUGCUCAGCUCCCUCGUCUUCCUAUCUUCAGGUCCCUUUCUGGUGAAGGGGGAGACUCUGGGGAAGGGGAUGCUUCUUCACACAGCUCUGAUUCUGACUUCUUUUGACAUAGCACCUGUUUUCUCACCAUUUUGACUCACAUUUUGUUUUCCUGACAUUCCUAAACCCUGUGUUGUUUUUGACUGUGGGAUUCCCUUUUCUUGCGGCAUUGAUGUCAUGGACUGAAUCCGAACCUGGUGAAUGAGCAUGAUCUCACGAACAGCCAUUGUACCACGGGUACAUGUCCUCCUUGAACUGCUGGUUUCAUCAGAAAAUGUGAUAAUGGUGGGCAUGAGAAUUCAUCUGAAUUCUUUUUUGUCCUCCUGGAAAGUUGUUUGCACUGUGAUGAAAGUGGGUGACCCUAUCUUGUCAUCAGUUGGUGAUGCAAUUUUGAAAAUUUUCAGCUUCAAUCAUGAAGAAUGUCAGCAUGAUUUUGGGCCAGUUUUUUUCUACUUGAUCAUGCCCAAACCCAAUCAAUUGCAAAACAUUUUCAGUCUUGUGAAAGACUCCCAUGUUCUUGUACACAGAAAGACUUGGUAUGUAACAAUAACUUGGUCAUUGUUACACAUUAUCCCACUUGAAUUUUUAUCUAGUGUGCUGUUCUUGAACCACAAUGAGGGAAGGAGGGAAAAAAAAUUUGUUGAAUCAUCCUUGAUCUGCCAUAAUUUAAACAAGUUGAUUUUCCUCUAAAAUUAUUAAAAGAGGGUUAGUAUGGAUGGUGCUUUUUUUUUUUAGGUUUUAUGAAAU
Molecule: messenger RNA, 3688 nt
Organism: Darwinula stevensoni
Lineage: Eukaryota; Metazoa; Arthropoda; Ostracoda; Podocopida; Darwinulidae
Source: the annotation of a GenBank genome assembly